GGCAUCAUGACGUCGACCACGACAUCGUCUUCUUCGGAACUGGCCUCUUCGACGGCGACCAUGCUCCCAGGCGAGCGGGCGCUGACCCAGGUGCUGGCCGAGCACCCCGGCGAACUGAUGAGGACCGGCAGUCCGAACGUGGUGUGCUCCGUGCUGCCGACCCACUGGCGCUCCAACAAGACGCUGCCCAUGUCGUUCCGGGUGCUGGCGCUCGGGGGGGAUGUCUGCGACGGCACGCUGGUCACCCUCCGGGCGGGCAACGACGAGAACUACUGCGGGGAGCUGAGGAACGCGUCGGCCGUCAUGAAGAACCAGGUGGCCAAGUUCAACGACCUCCGUUUCGUCGGCAGGAGCGGCAGGGGUAAGAGCUUCACGAUCACCAUCACCCUGAGCACGAACCCGCCCCAAGUGGCCACCUAUUCCAAGGCGAUCAAGGUCACAGUGGACGGGCCCCGGGAGCCACGCAGACAACAGCAACAGUUCCGCGCCUUCGCGAGCGCAUUCGGUCAGCGUCCCCCGUUCCUGGACCCCCUUCGAGAGUGGGACCACCUUCGAAGGAAGACGGCAGAGCAGUGGGCCCUGGAUAUCCCCAGGAGGAUCCCCGGCGCUGGAACGCAUCACGAUCUGACCCAGGCGGCGCUGCAACACCUAAGCGCGGCCGACGCCCACUGGGGUGCCUACCCGCACUACAACCCGUACCUGGGCCCCACGGCGGGCCCCGGGGGCUUCGGCGGCCCCUCGGUCACCUACUCGCUGGACGGGAGUUCGGCCGUCGUCUCCGCCGCCGCCAACUCGCUGGCCGCCAACGUGGGCGGCUCGCUGGCCGACGCGGGAGGCAUGGCGCUGCACUCGGCUCUGCUGGACAACAGCAACUCUCCGAACAGCCUGUCCUCGUGCCCACUGGACGCAGUCUCGGCAGGUCACACGCUGACCGCCCAGUCCACGCUCCUGGGCACCAGCGCCACGGCCGCCAUCCCCAACAACGCCACACCUUCGGAUUCGCCACUGUCCUCCUCACGGUCCCUCACUCUGGAUCUUAACGCCUUGACGGCGACCGGAGCACAGUCCCUGGCUCAACACAGCGAUUCCCUGCUGACACCGCCGAGCACCACCAAGACACCACCUUCGUUGCUGCUCACCACCGCCACGAACGGGGGCAACGGAAGUUCCAGCUCUUCGCCGUCCUCCUCAAGCCUCGACUUCCUGCCCAACCCGGGAAACUACGGCAGCUUCCUGCCGGCCCAUUCGUACUACGCCAACGGGACGUCGACGGCAGGCACCACGAUGACGAACGCGCCGCCGACGUCCACGGGAGUCUACCUGAGUCCUCCGGUGGUACCACCGUCGCUGCUCUACCCGCAGCUGUACGGGUCCAUGUCCCACCCGUCCUUUCAGUUUCUCGGAAACGACCUGAGGUCGGUCAUGGACGCGGCCGGGUUUGGGACGACGACGACCUCGGCGGCGCAUAGACAGGACUCCAUGAUCCACACGACGGACGUGUCCAACGUGAGGACGCACCAGCACGUCGAUGAUGUGGUGGUGCAGACGUCAUCGCUCGGGAACUCAAUCUUGGACUCGCUGAGGGCACCAGCAGACCAUCACAACGUCUGGCGUCCUUACUGAGGAAGGUGCUCCAAAUGGGAAGGGAGCGAUGUUAUUUAUUUUACGGAAGGACCUGUUCCUGUUUCGGCGUUGUUAAUGUGAAACCAGCAAACAUCUGGAGGGAGCCAUGGCAGACAGUUGGGCACCAGAUGAAGAGAUUUCUGUCGGACGUGACCGUGAUCAUGACCUGGAAAGGGCUCGUCGUUCUUGACCGUAUUAAUACGCACGUUUCUGUGGUGCUAUCGAUGCUUUUCCAGACGCCGUCUGAACUAGGACCUUUGAUCGUCCGUUUAUCAGGCGGAGACUGCUGUAAUCAAAUCAACGAUACGUCACGUGUUCGUUAUCGUGGCGGGCAUGAGAACAUAACCGCGAGACGGUCAGCAUGCGUUUUCGAUGUUUUAGAAAGUCCAACCAAAGAUUUUGAUCUCAGCACGUGUUUUUGCUUUGCGUGAUAACCCUGUUAUCGUACG
Molecule: messenger RNA, 2072 nt
Organism: Ixodes scapularis (black-legged tick)
Lineage: Eukaryota; Metazoa; Arthropoda; Arachnida; Ixodida; Ixodidae
Product: runt-related transcription factor 1
Exons: 5
Coding region: 7-1623 (538 amino acids)
Biological process (GO): regulation of DNA-templated transcription
Cellular component (GO): nucleus
Molecular function (GO): RNA polymerase II cis-regulatory region sequence-specific DNA binding; ATP binding; DNA-binding transcription factor activity, RNA polymerase II-specific
Source: RefSeq, a predicted model, not a curated record